ACUUUCAGUCCGAUUGUUGUAGUGAAACGAAAUAAAUUUCAAAUAUCAUUUGUCAGUUAUAGGUUUUAUAAACAGGUUUUUAUGUAUAAUGGACUCUUAACCUUCAAAUAUUGUGUAAAAUCCUUUCAUAAUUAUCAACGCAAUUUAUAGUUUUUUUAUAUACUACCAAUAAAAGUGAAGAAGAUAAUAGAGUUUACAUGGAUAAAACUUCUCUAAAACCCAACAUGAAACUUGGUGUUAAAUUUAUGCCUCUUAUCAUUACCGCAAUAGUCCUUAUCCUUGUAAUCAUCACUACAUUUUUGGCAUUUUAUCAGAACCAUAUUUCAGGAGGUCUACCAUAUAUCAGUGACACGGGUACAAUUGCCCCAGAAAGUUGUAUUUUUGGACAAUUCCUAAAUAUAAUAUGGAUACUGUUCUCAUUUUCCAUGUAUUGCAAAUAUUUACAAGUCAAAGACAUUCUACUUAAACAUAAUAUGUCAUACGAAGAGAAUCUGAAUAGAAAUACAUUCAUAUUGGGAUUAGCAGCUUCAUUUGGAGUUAGUAUUGUUGCUAAUUUUCAAGAAACAAAUUGCUUCAUAGUGCAUUGGAUUGGAGCAGUGAUGUGCUUUGGAUUAGGAUCGCUGUAUUUAUGUAUGCAGACUAGAAUAUAUUUACAAAUAACUCCAGUUAUUGGACAACUUCUUCAGACAAAAAUAAGAAUAUUAUUGUCUGCUUUAUCGGUACUAACAUUCUUAGUAUUUUUCAUAUGUGCUAUGAUAUCCUACAAAAACUUCGCAGGUGAUAGCUAUCUGCAUUGGAAACCAGAAGACGGUGGAUACAAUUGGCACGUUACUAGCACCACCUCAGAAUGGCUUUGUGCUAUUACAAUGAUGUUUUACAUAGCUCUAUUUAAAGAAGAGUUUCAGCAUAUGAACAUUCACGAGCCUAUUAUCGAUACGGGAAUUGCAAAAUUUCAGUCUAAACGAGAUUCCCACCCCGUUCAAGUUCCGGAUGAAGAGAAAUAACUGCAUAUUUCUAGUUAUAUCAAAAAUUAUUGUGCUCGAAAAACUAUUGUAUUAAGAGUGACAUUAAGUACAAAUAACCUUGAUCAACAAACUUUUUUCAAGCACACGAAAUAUACUGAAUUUUGAAUGUACUAUGGCAACCAAACAAUGAUAUAUCAAUGGUAUCUUUGUGAAAUCAAGACAUAUAUUUUAUUUAUUAUAUAUUUCUUCAAUUUAUUUGUUUCGGAUUAUUUUAUGUUUUUUUCUACUUAAUUAUCGUUUUUGUUUUCUUCCAUCCCAAUUCUUUUCAGUGCUCAAGGCAUCGUUUAUGCCAGCUGGUAACAUCGUGACGAUUCCAGCUUUAAGAGGGGUCACGUACGAAUUAGACUAAACAACGCGCGAGUCAGUUGCUCAAAAAACGCGAACUCUGAUGACUUAUCAUUGUCUUUGAAGACCUAAAAACGCACGGUUUCCAGAAAAGCCAUAUUUCUUUUAAAGAUGUAAAGACGACGGAUCGCUUGAAUCCAAAACUUGUGUAGAUAAACCAUUAUUUUAUUUUGUUUCAUCUAGUCCAUCGAAGUAUUUUAUUUCAAAAUACCCUAGACAACGUGACCUAAAUUAGAACCCUACACUAAUAUCCUCAAUUCCCAUAUAGUAGAUCUCUUUUAAGCUUCCAACAGUUAUCUGCUAGCAUUCUUUGUUCCCAUGAUAGCGUUUUUCUAUUAACGAAAUGUCCUGCGCCUUGUUUCUCGGAGAAGAAAUUCAGAUAAGAGUGCAGGAUAUGUAUUUUUAAUAACAUAUUACAUUCCAAAACUUUGAAUGAAAUUAGAAGCUCAUUGAAUAAGUCUUUGUAAGUUUCCGCUUUAUGGUUUCCUCGGAUAACAUUCCCAAAACAUUUCUAGGCGACUUGUUUUCAGAUCAUUCAGCUUUCCUUCAAAGUUUCUAUUCUUCAUUAAUUGCUGUUUUUGUUGACCAAUAAAUUUUACGUAUUUCUUUUUAAAGACGUAAAGACGACGGAUCGCUUGAAUCAAAAACAUUGGGAUUUUUUUAAUUCAAAUUAAUGCUAGAUCAAAUAAUUUGUAUCAAAAACCUUUCCGUCAGAGCAAAAGUUUUAUCUCAAAUAGCCCCGUACUCAGUGUUAAUCUGUGAAUAUGGUUGGCGUAUUGAAUGGGUUAGUAAAUAACUUACAUUGUUAACUUUUCAUAUAGCCCGCCGAAGUAUUUUAUUUCAAAAUACCCUAGACAACACGACCUAAAUUAGAACCAUACACUAAUAUCCUCAAUGUAAAAUAUAUAUCUAUGACUUUUAUAAACGUUUCCCUUCUGAUAGAUCCCUUUUAAGCUUCCAACAGUAAUCUGCUAGCAUUCUUUGUUCUCUAUUAACGAAAUGUCCUGCGCCUUGUUUCUCGGAGAAGAAAUUCAGAUAAGAAUGCAGGAUAUGAAUUUUUAAUAACAUAUUACAUUCCAAAACUUUGAAUGAAAUUAUAAGCUCAUUGAUUAAGUCUUUGUAAGUUUCCGCUUUAUGAUUUUCUUGGAUAACAUUCCCAAAACAUUUCUAGGCGACUUGUUUUCAUAUCAUUCAGCUUUCCUUCAAAGUUUCUAUUCUUCAUUAAUUGCUGUUUUUGUUGACCAAUAAAUUUUACGUAUUUCUUUUUAAAGGCGUAAAGACGACAGAUCGCUUGAAUCAAAAACUUGUGUAGAUAAACCAUUAUUUUAUUUUGUUACGUUCAUAUCUCCAUAGUUUUUUUCAUUAUAUUUUAUUUCCCACAAUUAUUUUAUUUCAUUGACAAUAAAAAAAGGUGAAACAUGUAUAUGAUUUUAAGUAAUUGUUAACGUAAUUAAUACACAUAAUUACAUUUAUUGAAAAUGUC
Molecule: messenger RNA, 2853 nt
Organism: Diorhabda sublineata
Lineage: Eukaryota; Metazoa; Arthropoda; Insecta; Coleoptera; Chrysomelidae
Product: DNA damage-regulated autophagy modulator protein 2-like
Exons: 5
Coding region: 198-1004 (268 amino acids)
Source: RefSeq, a predicted model, not a curated record